Molecule: messenger RNA, 198 nt
Organism: Naumovozyma dairenensis CBS 421
Lineage: Eukaryota; Fungi; Ascomycota; Saccharomycetes; Saccharomycetales; Saccharomycetaceae
Gene: MIN6
Product: Min6p
Exons: 1
Coding region: 1-198 (65 amino acids)
Source: RefSeq, a predicted model, not a curated record
AUGUCUUUAUUUGGAAACAGGUCACUAUUUAGCUUCAUUCAAAGAGUUUCACGUAAUCCAACUACUGCAGCCAUGUGGCUCUUCAGUGGAUUCGUUGUUUCAAGUGCAUCGUAUAUGUUAUUCUAUUUACCAAGUAUUACACCAAAUAUAGGUGAAGAUCAGGAUGAAGAAUUACAAGAAUUGAUUGAGAUCGAAUAA